AUGAAGUCGUUAGCAAUUAAUUUUAUGUCUCUGCUCCUCUCAGUUGGAGCAGUGGUUACUAAUUCUUGUUAUCAUAUUGGCAUCCAGUUCGCUGGAUUGUGUUCUGUUAUUUUCAAAAGCGUUUCUCGAACGGAUUUCAAGGACAGGAGAGGUGGUCUUCAGGAAGAGGCUGUGGCCGCUCUCAGAGAAGAGGUUGCACUUAAGGAAAGGGAGAUCACAGAAGCGAAACGAGCUUUCAAGGAGGAAAGCCGAAAAAACAAGAUCCUGCGAUCUAUGAUAGAAAUUCUGAGAGCACGCGCUUCCAAACGAGAAGAGGAUACGAAACGCGCCCAGACGAAGCAGGAAAGUGAAUUCAGACGUACAAUUACAGCUUAUACCGACCUUGAGAAAGACAUUCAAGUACUCAAGGAGGGACAAGAAGUCCUACAAAAACAGAUGGAACAACUCAUGAAUCUUCUGAGGAAAGAGGAAGAAAGGCCACUUGGCGAGCAGAGUCAUAUUAAUCAGGAUAUGAAGACGCCAAAGGGUGGGCCGACCGAGGCUAGACGAGAGAAAUAUUGGGAAGAAGAAAAUGUACAUCUUCACGAAUUGAUGGUUGAAAGUGAUUUGAGUUACUGUUCACUGGUGAAGAAAGAUUCGAACUGGCAUUCCAAUGAUUGUGAUUCGUCGUGGUGCGUAGUCUGUGAAUUGGAAUACAGGAUGAAGAAGGACGAAGCCGAAGCUUGGAAUGCGUCUGGGAGGAGGAAGAAUAAGAGGAAAAGGAAGGCGCCCAUGGCAUGCAGACCAAAACGUUGGAAUCCCAGGGAAAGCGCUUCUGGCUUAAAAUUCAACGGAAGCAUUGGAAAGGUGAGAAAGCCGCAAAAGAACAAGAGUCAGCCGAAGCGCCAUCUGAAUUAUUACGAGGACUAUGCCGAGACGCAGGCUCUGCGUGAGGAGCUCGCCAGGCAAGAUUCAGAGCUUGACUACAUGGAGGACCUGCUUAGCAUCGGCAAAAGCAAGUAUCAACGUCUCCAAAAGCGACUGGACUCUGAAAAGGAUCAUAACAGAUUACUGAUGAAUGAAAACUCGAAGAUGAGAGGAAACCUGGAAAAGCUCUGCGAAAUCGAGAAAGAACUGAGAAUCCAGCUUGACAGAGCAAACUGCUCUCUCGCCCGAAAGGACGAGGAAAUGGCAGAUAUGAAACGUAAACUCGAUGAGGUACAUUUGGCGUUUGCAAGCAAGUCCAAAAUUCAUGACGAGCAGGGUAACGCGUUGUUCCAGUGCCAGAAAGAGAAUGCAAAGCUGGAAGAGCAGGUCCAGAGACUCUGCAAGGAAAUUGAGAAAAUGCGGCAAGAAGAAAACUUGAGGUUGUGUGAACUCCAGCAGAAAGACAACCAGCUAAAUUUAAUGGAACAGCUGCUGAAGGAGAGGGACUCCGAAAUCAAGAGGGGACUCGGCGAAGAUCUGGAAUUAAGGGAACUCGUGGAUUAUCUGCAGGGACAGCUUGAAUGCAUCAAUCGGGAGAGGAACCAUCUGGCCGAGCAAUUAAAAAACCUAUUAUUGGUAUGUCGCCAUCAAAAGAUGGGGCUAUUAAAGUACGACAAGGUGAUACAAAUACUGAUGGAAUGGCGGGAAGGCGUCAGACAAGGAUUACAACAGAAGGACUUCGAAAUGGUGAUCGCCAACCGUCAAUAG
This is a messenger RNA of Macrobrachium nipponense, 1674 nucleotides long. Its product is annotated as golgin subfamily A member 6-like protein 25. NCBI's taxonomy places the organism in Eukaryota, Metazoa, Arthropoda, Malacostraca, Decapoda, Palaemonidae. The record is from RefSeq and is a predicted model, not a curated record. The transcript has a single exon. The coding region runs from base 1 to 1674 and encodes 557 amino acids.